AGAAGAAAUCCGAGGAGAUAUCCCGGCGUUAACAGCGCCACGUGAGCGUGGCGCAGGCACAAGCCACGAGGUGGCGCUGUCCCGUGAGAUGGAGUCGUGAGAUGGAGUGCCGAGGUUGAAGCGCACGACUCACGCACAUGCACCAAAUCAACCUAGGCUCUCAUGCACUCCGCGUUUCCUCCGCGUUGGAGCUGACCCGCGCCCCAGCACAAAGCAACAGACGUACACUGUGUGGCCAAUUCUCUGUGUUAUCUUGAUGCAACCAUCGGCGUGAACAGUCCAUUACACGAGCCGGCAGGCUCAAUCAUUACCUUACCAAUUCCCAAGCCGCCAUGUCUGAAACGCUCCCAACCGCAACCGUGUCCCCCAAAGCCUCCACUUUGCCGCCUAUCCCAGCAGGCGAUCCAUUGACUCCACCGCAAUGGAAGACACUCCUCGCCAUCGCCGAGACUAUCAUACCCACUGUGAAGCCAGCCUCAAUCGCUCGAAGCAGGACUGAGAUUGCGGUGACAGACAAUGAGUACUCGGCACACAUAAGCAAGCUUCGGGGCCUCACGCCCGAGCCUAAUGGCGAUGAGGCCGCCAAAGCCUUGCUUGACGACAAUCCUGCAUCGGAUCCCGUGUUCAGAGAGGAGCUUCGAAGAGUGAUAGCGCUCACUUUACCUCAAUCGAACAAGAAGGAUCUCUCAAUGAUCUUGAACAUACUCAACACCCGCGCUGGAUCACUAGUCCUCACAGGCAAGGUCACGCCCUUCAGCGAGCAGCCUAUACAUGUGCGAGAAACAAUACUUCAAUCAUGGGCGACGGCACGUUUGCCUCUUCUCCGGCAGCUUGUUCGAUCCAUGGGCGCUCUGUCAAAGCAGACUUGGCUGAAAACCAGCGAAACGUUGCCCCGCUUCCUCGGGUACCCACGUGUACCAAUUGGCAUGAUUCCAGGAAAAGGUUUUGAUUACGAGUUCAUCCAGUUUCCUCCUGGAGAGAAACCGGAAGUCAUCGAGACAGAUGUCGUUAUUGUAGGUAGUGGGUGUGGAGGCGGAGUUUGCGCAAAGAAUCUGGCUGAAGCUGGACAUCGUGUGAUUGUUGUUGAGAAGGCACACCAUUGGACUCCGGAGCACUUCCCUAUGCGCGACCAGUACGGAUGGAACAACUUAUUCAUGCACGGUGGCGGCAUCCAAUCAGACGACAGUACAUUGGCUGUCGUCGCGGGUCAGACCUUUGGAGGCGGUGGAACGGUGAACUGGUCUGCGUCUCUCCAAACACAGGCAUAUGUUCGGAAAGAGUGGGCUGACCGUGGGCUUCCAUUCUUCACUUCUGCCGAGUUUCAAGAUUCGCUCGACCGCGUGUGCCAACGGAUGGGGGUUUCGACCGACUACAUCGAACACAGCAAUAUAAACCGGCUACUGCUCGAAGGCGCGCGCAAGCUAGGUUAUUCGGCUAAGGCUGUUCCCCAGAAUAGCGGAGGGAAGCGACAUUACUGCGGUCAAUGUACCUUUGGCUGUGGCUCCUGCGAGAAGCAAGGCCCCGUUGUUAGCUGGCUACCCGAUGCAGCUCGCGCCGGUGCAAAGUUUGUCGAGGGCUUCCACGCCGAGAAGAUCAUCUUUGCAAAACGAGGUGGACAACAGGUUGCCACAGGUGUAAAGGGCACCUGGGUUUCAAGAGAUAUCAAUGGCGGUAUCGCUGGGGAGCCGGUUACCAGACGCAAAGUUAUCAUCAAGGCCAAACGCGUUAUUAUUUCCGCUGGUACGAUGCAGUCGCCCUUGCUACUCCUGCGGUCUGGGCUCAAAAACCACCACAUCGGACGCAACCUGUAUCUACACCCCGUGAUCUUCCUCGGCGGCAUUUACAACGAAGACAUUGUACCUUGGGAAGGCGAUUGUCUUACCUCGGUUGUUAAUGAGUUUGAGAACCUGGACGGCAGAGGCCACGGAGUCAAGAUCGAAGCGACCAACAUGACCCCGUCCGCAUGGCUCACCUUCAUGAGCUGGAAGGGUGGCCUAGAUUACAAACUGAACGCUGCACGCAUGAGGCACAUGGCUGGAUACUUUGCGAUCGCCCGCGAAAAACAUCCAGGUCAAGUAUACCCCGAUCCCCACGAUGGACGUGUCCGCGUCAAAUACACGACUUCCAAUUUCGACAAAGCCCAUCUGCUUGAAGGUAUUAUUGCCCUGGCCAAAAUCCAGUAUGUUCAAGGCGCAACCGAGAUAUUCCCUAUGAUUCCAGGCCACAAUUCCUUUGUACGCGAUCCUGCCACGCCCACGAGCGAAGGGGUCAACGAUCCGAAAUUCCAGGACUGGCUUAGUGGGCUUAGGGCCAAAGGCCUCCCAAGCCCUGAGACAAUGUAUGUGUCUGCACAUCAAAUGGGCACCAGUCGUAUGAGUGCAAAGGAAAAGGAGGGAGUCGUGGAUCCUACGGGCCUGGUUUGGGGCACGAAGGGUCUGUAUGUUGCGGAUGCGUCGGUAUUCCCGUCUGCCAGCGGUGUCAAUCCGAUGAUUACUAACAUGGCUAUCUCUGACUGGAUCUCCCGCGGAAUUGCAAAGGGGUUAGCUGAGCGUCCGAAAUUGUGAUCCUGCUUCCAACCGAAUAUCAAAAUGUGGAUAGCGGAAAUUGUUCCUGUCCGUAGGAUUGAACGUCUCGGUCUAUGCACAAGUUCAUGUUGCGAAUAGUCUAACGACGUAGCUCGCCAUUAUAUUCCAAUCGUCUGAGAACAGAGAAACCUGCUCUCAAGGGUCCGGUUUUCCGUCGCUUCAAUUUUACCCCGCAGACCGAGGCUCAAGUUCAACAAUCCCCGCAUCAA
Molecule: messenger RNA, 2794 nt
Organism: Paraphaeosphaeria sporulosa
Lineage: Eukaryota; Fungi; Ascomycota; Dothideomycetes; Pleosporales; Didymosphaeriaceae
Product: long chain fatty alcohol oxidase
Exons: 1
Coding region: 333-2564 (743 amino acids)
Molecular function (GO): flavin adenine dinucleotide binding; long-chain-alcohol oxidase activity
Source: RefSeq, a predicted model, not a curated record